Molecule: messenger RNA, 741 nt
Organism: Argentina anserina (silverweed cinquefoil)
Lineage: Eukaryota; Viridiplantae; Streptophyta; Magnoliopsida; Rosales; Rosaceae
Product: universal stress protein PHOS32
Exons: 4
Coding region: 102-587 (161 amino acids)
Source: RefSeq, a predicted model, not a curated record
CACUCGUGUCUCAUUCUCCGAUAGAGACCCAACUGUUACAUAAGGAGCAGGAAAGAAGAAGCUUAAGGAAGGGCAGAGAAGGAUCAAGAUCAUCAGAAACAAUGGUGAAGGAUAGGAGGAUUGGUGUGGCCAUGGACUUCUCAAAGAGCAGCAAAAACGCUCUUCAAUGGGCUAUUGACAACUUGGUCGACAAAGGUGACACCGUCAUCAUCAUCCACAUCAACAGCAACAAACUCGACGAGUCUCGCCACAUCCUCUGGGGCAAAUCUGGUGCUCCUCUGAUUCCGUUGUCCGAGUUUAGAGAGCCUGAGAUUAUGAAAAAGUAUGCUAUACCAACUGAUAUGGAGGUGCUCGACACGCUCGACACUGCUUCUAGGCAGAAAGAGGUGAGCGUUGUUACAAAGCUAUACUGGGGAGACGCAAGGGAGAAGCUUCUUGAAGCAGUUGAGGAUCUGAAAUUACACUCUUUGGUAAUGGGAAGCAGAGGACUUGGUACUAUUAAGAGGAUUGUGCUUGGAAGUGUGAGCAACUACGUGAUGACAAAUGCUCCAAUUCCUGUGACCAUCGUCAAGGAUCUUACCAAUUGAUGAUUGUAAUCUUGGAUCUUGGGCUCUCAUGAUCGAGCUACCUAUCAUCAACAAACAUCUCUAUGUUUUACUUGAUCUUGGUUUCAUAUUGCUCAAUCCCCAGAUAUUGUAGUCUCUGUUUUGAAGAAUAAUUCAUGUACCUGGCUCCCAUUUA